AUGGCCGACGUAACCGACCCCGCAGUGGCCGCUGAGCUCAAGAAGAAGCGCACGUUCCGCACGUUCUCGUACCGCGGUGUCGAGCUCGACAAGCUCCUCGACAUGAGCAACGAAGAUUUCGUCGAACUCGUCCACGCCCGCGCCCGCCGCCGCUUCCAACGCGGCCUCAAGCGCCGCCCCAUGGGCCUCAUCAAGAAGCUGCGCAAGGCCAAGAAAGAGGCCCCGCCCAACGAGAAGCCCGCCGUCGUCAAGACGCACCUGCGCGACAUGAUCAUCGUCCCCGAGAUGAUUGGAAGCGUCGUUGGGAUUUACAAUGGGAAGGUGUUCAACUCAGUCGAGAUCAAGCCCGAGAUGACAGGGCACUACCUCGGCGAGUUCUCCUGCUCGUACAGACCCGUCAAGCACGGUCGUCCCGGCAUCGGUGCCACACACUGUAAGCCUCAUUCCCUCCUACCUUCCGCACUGAUAACUCACUGCGACACAUUUGCGGCCCCUGCAUCCAACAGCCUCCCGAUUGUGUUCAACUCGGUCGAGAUCAAGCCCGAGAUGACAGGGAACUACCUCGGCGAGCUCUCCUGCUCGUACAGACCCGUCAAGCACGGUCGUCCCAGUAUCAGUGCCGCACACUGUUCACGAAAGGCGAAAGGCGGGUUGACCACAACCACCACUGCCACCCGUCUACACUCAAUCACGACGUCGACUAUUAUGUCUACUCAAUCCAUGAGAAGCCAAAAGUACUACCUCCCCGACACGGGAAUGGCCAUCUUCAAGCACGAUACUCUCAGAAAGUGGACGCGGCCGGCAUUUAACGACCUGGUUGUCCGGAAAAAUCCCCUAACUGCCAAAGAAAUGAAGAAUUUGGGACCUAUUAGAAGUGCCGUUAUCUGCGCGGAGCGCGAAAAGUACGCGGCCCAACCAAAGAAUACUGGCUUCGGAUAUGACCUAGCCUAUGUGACUGAAGUGGACUACGACGACGUCAGCGAAGGCAAUCCUGUGACGAUCCAGGCUACUAUUCCCUGGUUCAAUGACGAUUCUAUUUGCUAA
Cyclocybe aegerita is the source of this 1044-nucleotide messenger RNA. NCBI's taxonomy places the organism in Eukaryota, Fungi, Basidiomycota, Agaricomycetes, Agaricales, Hemipholiotaceae. The record is from the annotation of a GenBank genome assembly.